AGCUUCGGUACUGACCCCAAGUCCCCAACGACGCCACUUUUUGUUACCUCCCUGACUAUAAAUUGAGACCCGUUCUCUUCUUUCAUCCAUCAAUUCAUUCGAUUCAUAUCAAGAUCAAUCCAUUCAUUCGAUAAUCCUUCAAAGUUCAAAAUAUGCAGAUCUUCGUGAAAACCCUAACGGGGAAGACGAUUACUCUCGAGGUGGAGAGUUCCGAUACCAUUGAUAAUGUCAAAGCCAAGAUCCAGGACAAGGAAGGAAUUCCUCCGGAUCAACAACGGCUCAUCUUCGCCGGCAAGCAGCUCGAGGACGGCAGAACCCUAGCCGAUUAUAAUAUCCAAAAGGAGUCCACCCUUCACCUCGUCCUCCGUCUCCGCGGCGGUAUGCAGAUCUUUGUCAAAACCCUCACCGGCAAGACCAUUACCUUGGAAGUCGAGAGUUCUGAUACAAUCGACAACGUUAAAGCAAAGAUCCAGGAUAAGGAAGGGAUCCCCCCUGAUCAGCAAAGGCUCAUAUUCGCCGGGAAACAGUUGGAAGACGGCAGAACCCUAGCGGAUUACAAUAUUCAGAAGGAAUCGACUCUUCAUCUCGUCCUCCGCCUCCGUGGUGGAAUGCAGAUCUUCGUCAAGACGUUAACCGGGAAAACAAUCACUCUAGAGGUUGAAAGUUCUGAUACGAUCGACAAUGUCAAGGCUAAGAUUCAAGACAAAGAAGGGAUUCCACCGGAUCAACAGCGUCUGAUCUUUGCCGGGAAGCAGUUGGAAGAUGGUAGAACUUUAGCUGAUUAUAACAUUCAAAAGGAAUCGACUUUGCAUCUUGUUCUGAGAUUGAGGGGAGGGAUGCAGAUUUUUGUCAAGACAUUGACAGGGAAGACGAUCACUCUAGAGGUUGAGAGCUCGGAUACGAUUGAUAAUGUCAAGGCAAAGAUUCAGGACAAGGAGGGUAUUCCGCCUGAUCAACAGAGGCUUAUAUUUGCUGGUAAGCAGCUUGAAGAUGGGCGGACUUUGGCUGAUUACAAUAUUCAAAAGGAGUCCACUCUGCAUCUUGUUCUGCGUCUUAGAGGUGGUGUUUUCUGAAAAACAAUCAAUCGUUCAUUAUGUUUUUUUAUUAAGUAACGUGAAUACUUGAUGUUUUAUGUAACAUAGUUUGCUAUUUCAAUGAUAUCAUGGUUUUUAUUUAA
Molecule: messenger RNA, 1177 nt
Organism: Lactuca sativa (garden lettuce)
Lineage: Eukaryota; Viridiplantae; Streptophyta; Magnoliopsida; Asterales; Asteraceae
Product: polyubiquitin
Molecular function (GO): protein binding
Source: RefSeq, a predicted model, not a curated record